This is a messenger RNA of Lachancea fermentati, 1503 nucleotides long. The record is from the annotation of a GenBank genome assembly. Lineage: Eukaryota; Fungi; Ascomycota; Saccharomycetes; Saccharomycetales; Saccharomycetaceae.
AUGACGAAGGUGUCGCCGUCCAUAGCUACGGUUGAGGGCGCAUCGUCAUAUAAGAGGACUACUGACACAAAAAAUGUGGAUUUGCUAGGAUCCUAUACAGAAAGUCUAAAUGUUGAACUACUGGAGCGUGGUCGCCGUGAUCUCCGGAAGAUUCUUGAAUCUGUUAAAGGGCAACUUACGCAAGCACAAUAUGAACUUAUAUUGACAGAAUCCUUGACCUUAGACACCCUUAUGUCGACUAGUGACAAGUUGCAUUCUGGAAAUACCGAAACUAAAUAUCUGCUUCUAAAAAGGCGUUAUUACGUCGAUCCUGAUGGCAUCGUUCGAGACCACAAGAAACACGAUAGUGUAGUAUGUGAACCAGAUUUGAUGUUCGAUUUGAUUAUGGGUAAUCAUUUGCAAAAUGAACAUGUUCAUUGGAGAAAACUCCAUAAAGAUUUGAGAGCUGAGUAUGCGAACGUCACAAGAGCUUUUGUCCAAAUGAGUACACGUUACUGUUCGAAAUGCAAUCCAAAAGAGCUAGUGAAGCCUUUUAAAAAAUUCAAACACGCAAAUAUUUACAAAGGGUUGAUGCCAUUAGAGCGGAUACACAUUGAGAUUUUUUCACCUUUCGAAAAGCUUAUAGAGGGGAAAUACUCACACGUUCUUUAUUUAAGGGACUAUCAUUCAAGAUUUGUAUGGCUACUUCCGCUAAAAAAUUCAAGUUCACAAGUUAUUUCAUCAUCAUUAGCAUCAUUCCUUCUGUCGCUUCCCCGAAUUCCAAUUUUUCUUGAAACCUCCACUUUAAAUAGGAGGGAAUUGUUUGAGAUAUGUCAAACUAUAGCCAUACAGUUUGAACUUUACAUAGGUCUGGGACUGAGUAAUUCCCGAAUAUUUCAGAGAAACGGAAUUGAUCGAAUUCAGUAUUUACUGAGGCUACGGAAAGAUGACUGUCUAAAUGAUUGGAAUAUGUGCUUGAAGCAUGGUUCUCACUACAACAAUUCGCAUUAUAAUACAGGGAUACUAGGUAUGCCUAAAGAUCUAAUUUUCAGCAGCCUUGAUGGUUAUGCAAAGCAAUUUGAACUCAAGCGGGAGAAAAUUCUUGAUGAGUUGUUCUCACACAACGUUGUUAUAUUAAGUGAAAAUGGUAAGCGUCGUGGCUUAAUAUAUGUGGAAGAUGAACGUGAUGGAUUCAUCAUGGAAGAUGAAGAAUACAUUGCUGGUGAUGAAGAGUUCAUUGCUGGUGAUCAGGACCUGCCGAGUGGAGAUCAAGAAUCUCGUGACGCUCUAACUAUGAAUACACCGUCCUUAGAACCUUCAAUUUCGCAUAAAAAUUCUAAUGUCUCGAAAAGAACGCGAACAGACCUGGACACGGAUGCUACAAUGACAAGAAAAAAAUCAAGGAGUACCUCUGUAAUAGAUAUGAGCGAAGAAAUCAGCGGACCCUCAUCAUCUUUCUUUCAGCAAGUAGGCAAUUCACUAGAGACGAAAGCAGGACCCUUUGAAGACUCAGUAGAACUGUAA